This is a messenger RNA of Amphibalanus amphitrite, 3283 nucleotides long. RefSeq lists its product as uncharacterized. Bases 333 to 2141 code for a protein of 602 amino acids. The transcript has 8 exons. Lineage: Eukaryota; Metazoa; Arthropoda; Thecostraca; Balanomorpha; Balanidae. Gene Ontology annotation, cellular component: nucleus. Gene Ontology annotation, biological process: regulation of transcription by RNA polymerase II. The record is from RefSeq and is a predicted model, not a curated record. Gene Ontology annotation, molecular function: protein binding.
GACCCAAGGGGGGCCUACUCUCCUCUUCUACGCAAAAUUAUAAUAAAAUAUGAUGUAUGAUUGUUACUUUAUGAUGAUGCCAAACUACGAACAGUAAAUCCAACCACAAAUAUAUCUAUUUACAAGUCAACUUUCGUUGUCUUUAGAAGUAAAAUUCCAUUUCUGUCUACGCCUAGUAUCGCUCCUUCGAAAGAUUUUGCAAAAAACCCUCACUAGCGCCAUCACGCAGAAAAUUUUCGAAACGCCAUUUUUGAUGCGGAGUUGGAUGGGAAAGGGGUGAGGCGCUUUGUGUCGGAUAUUCGAAGUGCAGCGUCCAAAAGGGCGGUGCCGCCAUGAACAGCCAGCAGCAGUACUGUCUGAAAUGGAACAACCACCAGACCAACCUGCAGCGCGUGUUCGCCCGCCUGCUGCGCAACGAGAUCUUCACGGACGUCACGCUGGCCUGCGAGGGUCAUGCCCUGCAGGCGCACAAGCUGGUUCUGUCCGCCUGCAGCUCCUACUUCGAGCACCUCUUCACCAUGCACCCGGACAAGGCGCCGCUGGUCAUCCUCAAGGAUAUCAAAUAUGAGGACAUCAAGGCCAUUGUGGAGUUCAUGUACCAGGGCGAGAUCAACAUAUCCCAGGAGCAGCUGCCCUCGCUGAUCCGCACCGCCGAGACGCUGAAGGUGAAGGGCCUGGCUGAGGUGAGCACCGGCUCGGAGGGCCAGGCGCCGCCGGUGCCGCAGGGCCCGCCCGUGCAGCCGCCGCAGCCGGCGCCGCCGCAGCCGCAGCCACCCCAGCCGCACCCGCAGUUCGCGCAGCACCCGGCCGGCGCCGCCGUGCCCCAGUCGAUCCCGCUCUCGAUGGUGGCGCCAACUAUAGCCGACUCGUCCGAACUACAGAAGCAGGUGCGGCAGCGGGCCAUCGUGCCGCAGCCCAUGAUGGCCAUGAUCGGCUCGCCGCUGGCCAUGCCCAAGACCUGGGGCGGCCAGAUGCUGGAGACGCGGCCGGCGCCCGACUUCAACCCCGUCAUCUCGUGCGUGGCCGGCAACGCUGGUCUGGACGACGGCAACAGCAACGGCGGCGCGUCCAGCGGCGGCUCCAGCGGCCGCGGCGAGCACAAGGAGGUGCCCGAAGGCUUCGAGAACAUUCCCAAGCUGGAGGAGUUUAUGCUCACCUCGCCGAUCAAGGACAGCUUCUGGAAACAGGACACGACCAAGUACGUGCUGAUGUCGAUCCGCGACCGCAAGAUCGACCUGAAGACGGGCGCCGAGCUGCUGGGCGUGUCGUACAACACCAUCUACGGGCGCUACCGGGAGGCGCACGGCCUGCUCUCGGACUCGCCGAUGGCGCGCGCCCAGGCGCAGGGCGCGGCCGCCGCCGCCGCGCAGAGCACGCCGCCGACCGGGGCGCCCGCCGCCGGCGAGCAGCAGCUGGUCGGCACGCCGGCCACGCCCGUCAAGGGCCGCGCCGGCGGCGACGCCCGCCUCUCCGAGAAGGCGUCCGAGUUCGGUAACAUUGUGCAGAUGAACGAGUACGUCAACAGCGGCGGCUCGCGGCCCUCGUUCUGGGAGCUGGACGCCACUAAGUCCGUGAUGGAGGCCAUCCGAGACAAGUCGAUCGAGAUGAAGUUCGGCGCAGAGCUGCUGGGCGUGUCGUACGGCACGCUGUACGGCCGCUACCGCGAAAACUACGGCUAUCUCAAGGCCAACUGGAAACAGAGCCGCCGCAUCGGCGCCGGUAGUCUGUGGGAGGAGCCGCAGACCAUGGAGCUGCUGCGGCGCGUCAACGGCGGCGAGGUCUCCAUCAACGAGGCGGCCGAGAAGCUCGGCGUCGACUACUACGUGCUGCAGUACCAGCUGAACCUGAUGGACAUGCACGGCGCCGUCAACAGCUCGUCGGUGGCCAGCACGGGGCUGGAGGACGGGCCGCCGUCCGGCCUGCUCACCAAGCGGCCCAGCCUGGACGCCCCCGCCGCCGAGCCCAGUGACAAGCGCGCGCGGGUCGAGAACGGCAGCGGCGACUCGACGCCGGCCGAGGCGGAGCCGGCGGCGGCCGAGCAGCCGGCGGCGGCGCCGGCCGGCACCGAGCCGCCGCCGCCGGCCGGCCAGGACGCCGCCACGGCGCCGGCCAACGGCAGCUCAGAGGCCGGCGCCGAGUAGGCCGCCCGCCGCCGCGCCACACGGCCCAGGCGCCCCAACAUAUUCCACUUUGGUACACGUUUUUAAGAUAGCUUGGUAUAUUUUUAUGUUGCUUCCAGUCUCGGUAGGAAUGGAGGGCUGCCUCCCCGGGCUUUUGAUCGCCGUUUAUUUGACACGCGUGUUGCUGGUGGACUGGAGAGACUGGAGAGAGGUUGGCCGAAAGUCGGCCCGCGGAUCCGACGCGGAACGAUAACCGAUUGUACAUAGGCAUUCGGACGCUAUCACCUUUUGUACAUAGAACUGCACGCCCGCUUCUACCGCCAUGCACCUGUGACUGGGAUUGUGUGGGCGAGGGUGGGCGGUGUCUGUCGUCGGCACGUACCGCGACUGGCAGACACUGCCAGAGGCGGGUGGACGGGCGGGCGGACGGGCGCGGCGCCGGCGACCUGCCAGCCGCCGCCGUCAGACCCCUAGUGCCUUACUGUCGUGUCUUGGGCCACGGAGGCCGCCGGCGGGCCGGCCGGCCGGCCGCCUCCCGUCCGCCCGCCCGGGCCGGCCGCCGCCGCCCCUCGACCGGCCGGCGAGGGGGCGGCGGCCCGCCUCUGUCCGCCUCGCCCCCUGUAUUUAUAUUCACAAUUCUACUCUGUCAAACAGUAUUAAUGUCGAUCGGUGCGUUAAGGUUCGUUGGGCUAGCUGUUCUCGCGUACACUGUUAUUCUGGCUGUCCGGCCUCUAGGUAGACGUCUGAUAUUUUGGUUGAGUUCACUCGGCCGCGCGUCGUCCACAAAGCCGAGCAGUUCGUUAUUUACACCCGUAUAUACUCCUGAUUGCUUUCAAACGAACCACCGGCCUUUGUUUUGUACGAUCCAUGUGUGGCGGCGGUCUGUGUUUGGUGUGUGACCGGCCGCUGAGGGCCGAGAACCUGUUGUACAGUGUUGUGUUCGGCGGUAGCCCGGACCGGCGGGCCUUCUCCCGGGUCCGGCGCAGUGAGCGUGUGGGAAACUUUGUGACUGUGGUGAGAGCGUGCGUGAGAUGGACUGGGAGAAGUGAGCGGAGGCCUCGAUCAAAUCGUGCACGGCUCUGCGCGCACCGCCGGCCGCCGGUUGGCUCGGCGAUACCCACGGUCGACCUAAGUUAAGUAUGAAAUACAUGACGGUAUCUAUA